Molecule: messenger RNA, 1005 nt
Organism: Pichia membranifaciens NRRL Y-2026
Lineage: Eukaryota; Fungi; Ascomycota; Pichiomycetes; Pichiales; Pichiaceae
Exons: 1
Coding region: 74-580 (168 amino acids)
Cellular component (GO): endoplasmic reticulum
Source: RefSeq, a predicted model, not a curated record
AGUCGACAUAACUCAUUGUGACUACUACUUGUCAUCUUCCAAGUUCUCCUUACACAGCUAUUUACCGAAUCAAAUGAUCAGUGAUUCUGUGUACUUUUACUACUUUUUGGUUCACCUCCCAAUAACGGUGUUUAUGGAUGCGACCUUCGUCAUCCCUACCGAAUACCAAUUGCCGAUUCAGAAACAACUGAGUUUGUUCCACAUCCAGCAAAACAAGGACUUUUUGGCAGUCGAAGCUCCAUUAUGGGUCAGACUGUUUGUGAUUUGGGAACUCGUUUUCCAACUUCCGUUCUUCGUCUACGCUGCAAUCAACUAUUUACAAAAUGGCAGAACAAAGUACUCGGAGAGAACGUGGCCAAUGUUUUUGCUCUACGGAUUCAACGCGGGAUUUACGAGUCUCGUCUGUCUCAUUUAUGUCUGGACAGAGAGUGGUAGGCAUGGCUUGACAAUGGGAGAAACCGCAAAUCUCCUCGGUCUGUACACCCCUACGACACUCAUUCCAUUCUACAUGAUGUACGAUUUCUGGGUUCGAAUUGCAGAUCAAUUGCAAUCUGUUGAACACGAUAAAAAAGAUUUAUAGUCUCAUUAUAGCGACGUAUAUAUGAAAUAGACAUAAACAAAAGAAAAGGCGCAUGUAAAGACGCACGAAGCUACAAAAUACCACUAAUUGUGCUCUUUUUCGACGUUUAUGCCGAGUACUUGGCACUCAAUUCAUCAACCAAAGCAAUGUACUUUUGCUCAGCUUCUUCUUGAGAGGUCCCCUUCAAUUUGGUCCAAGCCUCCCACUUAUAUUUGCCCUUGAAGUCAAACAUUCCUGGCUUCUCGGUUUCGUUGUCACCAACGGUGGCUUGCUUGUAUAAGCCGUACAACUCAAGGAGCUCAUCGUCGGAAGGUCUGGUUGGAAGCUUGUUAACAGCUUCGGCCUGCACCAGGAAAAGUAUCAACAGCCAAACAAGGCUGGGGACGAACGUUAGUACAUGAGCUUCGUACGGGAGAAGAUUCCAC